AUGACGCCGCCGCCGUCGCUUUACCACUCGCUGCUGCGGCCAGCGGUGCUCCAGAUCCUGCGGGCGACGGGCUACCACGGGGCCAAGACGUCGGUACUGGACUCGGUGACGGACCUAGCGGGGCGGUACUUUCUGCACCUGUGCCGGCUGACGGCGCUGUACGCGGCGCACAAUGGCGUCGAGGACGCGACGCCGACCGUAGUCGAGGUGCGCAUGGCGCUGCAGCACGCCGGCGCCCUGCUGCCCGAGAAGACGGAGGAGGAGCAGGACUUUCUGGGCGUCGAGGACAUGCGUGGCGUCGAGGCCUUCCUCGAGUGGGUCCAGGGCCCCAUGAACCGCGAGAUCAAGCGCAUCGCCCUCGACGGCGACGACGAGGCCGAUGAUUACCUAAAUGCUCUUAAGAAGAAGCACAGUAAGAACGAGGAUGACUCCAAGUACAUGGGCACGCUGCUCGGGCGGUGCAACGAGCACGGCGAUGUGCUGGUCGAGGGCGGCGCGUUCCCCAGCAUCCUGAACUGGGAGGAGCGCCUGCGUGUGGCCGCCCAGCGGAGUCCCGACGACCAAGACGCUGCGGCUGCUGCCGCAGCCGCCCGGGAUGACAACGACGAGGACUCGCGGCCACCUAGUUCAGGCCUCAGCUCGCUGGGAGACCGUAGCAUAGCCGACGAGAUGGACAUGUCGUGA
Messenger RNA from Lasiosphaeria miniovina, 684 nucleotides. RefSeq lists its product as uncharacterized. Lineage: Eukaryota; Fungi; Ascomycota; Sordariomycetes; Sordariales; Lasiosphaeriaceae. Bases 1 to 684 code for a protein of 227 amino acids. Gene Ontology annotation, molecular function: protein heterodimerization activity. The record is from RefSeq and is a predicted model, not a curated record. The transcript is spliced from 2 exons.